Messenger RNA from Trichogramma pretiosum, 657 nucleotides. RefSeq lists its product as uncharacterized. NCBI's taxonomy places the organism in Eukaryota, Metazoa, Arthropoda, Insecta, Hymenoptera, Trichogrammatidae. The transcript is spliced from 2 exons. Bases 63 to 569 code for a protein of 168 amino acids. The record is from RefSeq and is a predicted model, not a curated record.
CUCUCGAGAGCCAAGCAGCGUCGCAAUUCAGGCAAGUUGCAACUCGUACAUUCGCCGGCAACAUGUACAACUCAAAGGUGUGGACUUUUGUGAGCUCGCUAUGGAUCGUUGGGGUCUUGAUCAUCGGUAGCGAGUCGGCAUCGCUUCCAGAAGACCUCAGCAACGAUCGCGAGAGCAGCGUCAACGCCACGGGCGAUUACUACAGGUACCAGCUGGACAACGGCACCGAAGUGUCGGAGAUCGACGCCUUGAUCAAGCCCGAGGACAACAAGGGCCCGCCGCCCCCGUACAUUCCGAACCACGAGGAAUUCGGCGAGCCGUCGCCGUACUUCCCUGCCGAGAACGAGAACUCGGAGAAGCCGCCCAAGUACACGAUGCGCGACCCCAUGCCGCCGGUCGAGACUCGAGUCGACAUUCCCGAUUCCGACCAGACUUGCACGGAGAGCGUCUGCUUGCACGAGUGCCGCCAGUUCUGCAAGCGACUGGCCAUUUCGGGCUGUUUCGUCCUCGCCUGCACAGCCGUUGUGGCCUGCUGCAAUGAGCUCGUGGCUCUGCGCGCUCACCACUAGAAUAAUUCAUUCUCCCGCGUCCUUAUUUUAUACUCAUUAUUGUAUCGAGAAAUUAAAUGUCAAUAAAUUAAAUGGAUUGACGAAUCAA